GCGGAGCCGAGCAGGCGGCUGGGCAGAAGGGCGCGGGCGGCGGGCCUCCGGCCGCGAUGGGCGAAGGAGGGCUGCCCCCGGCCUUCCAGCUGCUGCUGCGCGCCUGUGACCAAGGCGACACGGAGACGGCGCGGCGGCUGCUGGAGCCGGGGGCGGCGGAACCAGCGGAGCGCGGUGCGGAGCCCGAGACCGGUGCGGAGCCGGCCGGGGCCGAGGCGGCUGGGCCCGGGGCGGCGGCGGCCGGAGCGCCGGUGCCCGUGGACUGCUCCGACGAGGCAGGCAACACGGCGCUGCAGUUCGCCGCGGCUGGGGGCCACGAGCCGCUGGUGCGUUUCCUGCUGCGCCGCGGCGCCUCGGUCAACAGCCGCAACCACUACGGCUGGAGCGCGCUCAUGCAGGCGGCCAGAUUUGGACACGUGAGCGUGGCGCACCUGCUCUUGGAUCACGGUGCUGAUGUCAAUGCCCAGAACCGGCUGGGGGCCAGUGUGCUCACUGUGGCUUCUCGGGGUGGCCACCUGGGUGUGGUGAAGCUGCUGCUGGAAGCUGGUGCCUUCGUGGACCAUCCCAACCCCUCAGGCGAGCAGCCAGGGGCAGGGGACAGCAGGGAUGAGCUGCUGGACAUCACGGCCUUGAUGGCGGCCAUCCAGCAUGGGCACGAAGCUGUGGUGCGUCUGCUGCUGGAGUGGGGUGCCGACCCCAACCACACGGCACGAACCGUGGGCUGGAGUCCGUUGAUGCUGGCAGCAUUCAUUGGGAGGCUUGGCGUGGCCCAGCAGCUGGUAGAGAAGGGGGCCAACCCCGACCACCUCAGUGCAUUGGAGAAGACUGCUUUCGAGGUUGCACUUGACCGCAAGCACAGGGACCUUGCAGAUUACCUGGACCCAUUGACCACCGUCAGGCCCAAGACAGAUGAGGAGAAAAGGCGACCUGAUAUUUUCCACGCACUGAAAAUGGGAAACUUCCAGCUGGUCAAAGAGAUUGCUGACGAAGACCCCAACCAUGUGAACCUGGUCAAUGGGGACGGGGCCACCCCCCUGAUGCUGGCAGCUGUCAUGGGGCAGCUGCCCCUGGUGCAGCUGCUGGUGGAAAGGCACGCCGAAGUGGACAAGCAGGACAGCGUGCACGGCUGGACAGCCCUCAUGCAGGCCACCUACCAUGGGAAUAAGGAAAUUGUCAAAUAUCUGCUAAACCAGGGUGCCGAUGUCACUCUUCGAGCGAAAAAUGGGUACACGGCCUUUGACCUCGUGAUGCUGCUGAGUGAUCCGGACACGGAACUUGUUCGACUGCUGGCAUCUGUCUGCAUGCAGGUGAAUAAAGACAAAGGCCGGCAGAGCCACCCGCCACCCCCGCCCUGCUCGAAGGUUCGACAGCCCUGGAGUGUCCCAGUGCUGCCCGAUGACAAAGGCGGGCUUAAGUCCUGGUGGAGCCGGAUGUCCAACCGGUUUCGGAAGCUCAAACUGAUGCAGACUCUGCCCCGUGGGCUGUCCAGCAACCAGCCAUUGCCGUUCUGUGAUGAGCCAGAACCCAUGCUGGAUUCCACCAUGCGGGCAGUCCCCCAGGACAAGCUAAGCCACUCUGGGCUCCCUGACGUGGCCCCCGCAGUGAAAGACAGUGGUCCUGGGAGCACACGAGGAGACAAGGAAGACGCGUUAUUGACAACCAUGCUUCGAAACGGAGCCCCCUUCACCAGACUCCCGAGUGACAAGCUGAAGGCCGUCAUCCCCCCUUUCCUACCCCCUUCCAGCUUCGAGCUGUGGAGCUCUGACCGGUCCCGGACGUGUCACAGUGGGAAGGCAGACCCCAUGAAGACUGCGCUGCCCCAGAGAGCCAGCAGGAGCCACCCCGUGGGUAGCGGGGGCACAGACACCACUCCUGUCAGGCCGGUUAAAUUUCCAUCUCUCUCCAGAAGUCCAGUCUCUCCGGCCAAUUCGGGAAACUUCAACCACUCGCCUCAUUCCUCAGGUGGCUCCAGUGGGGUAGGGGGCGUGAGCAGGCACGGCGGGGAGCUGCACAGCCGCUCAGGUGGCAGCAUAGACAGUGUCCUGUCCCAGAUCGCCGCCCAGAGGAAGAAAGCAGCUGGACUCUCUGAGCAGAAGCCCGGCCGUCAGCCAAGUCCUGUUGGGCCAGCACCUGGGUCCAGCCCUUCCGAGCAUCCAGUCUCCCCCGCAGGUGGUGGUGGUGCCGGCGGCAAGAAGCUGGAGACAAGCAAAAGGCCUCCCUCUGGAACUUCCACUACCUCCAAAAGCACCUCCCCCACCCUCACGCCCUCCCCUUCACCCAAAGGCCAUGCAGCGGAGUCCUCAGUGUCCUCCUCCUCCUCCCACCGGCAGUCCAAGAGCAGUGGGGGCUCCAGCAGCGGCACCAUCACUGAUGAGGAUGAACUGACUGGAAUCCUUAAGAAAUUGUCACUGGAGAAAUAUCAGCCCAUUUUUGAGGAGCAAGAGGUGGACAUGGAGGCAUUCCUCACCCUCACCGACGGCGACUUAAAGGAGCUGGGCAUUAAGACAGAUGGGUCCAGGCAGCAGAUUCUGGCAGCAAUUUCUGAACUGAACGCAGGCAAGGGACGUGAGAGACAAAUUUUACAGGAAACCAUUCACAACUUCCAUUCUUCCUUUGAGAGCAGUGCCAGCAACACCAGGGCCCCUGGAAAUAAUCCCUGUACAUGAUCCUCCUUCCUGUGGUCACCAGCGUGAGCUUUUGAAUCUCGGCGCUGCCUUCGCACAGCCAGUGUGCCAGCCAGCCUCAGCUCUUCACCGUUCCCCGAGACACACCAUGCUCUGUCACGCCGCUGUGUCUUAGUCACAUUGUUCCCUCUACCUGGAACACCCAUCUUCCCUUCUCUGCUGUAGUAGCUGGUGAUGCUCGUGGCUGUAACAAACUCCAACACACUAGACACUCAGUCUCACAUAAAGUCCAGUAUGGCUGCUUCUUGCUUGGCAUGUGGUUUCAUACAGUGAUUCAGGGGCCCAGCCCCUUUCAUCUGUGGCUCUGCCAUUCCCAGGGGCUUCAGAGUCUUUGCUUCUGGCUGGCAGAAGGAGACAAGGAUGGUGAAGAAGGCACAGCCCCUUCUCACUGCCUUGCUCCUGAAUGUUCACAGCCCACGGCUCCUCCUGCUCGCGUUCACCAGUAGUCACGUGGCCACCCCUGGGUACAAAGGACGCUGGAAGGUGUAGUCUUUGUUCAGGUAGUGGCCUCACAGCAACAACUCUGUCCUUAGAUGGGGAAGUGCAUAUUUUCUGCACAUCUUCCCUUAAAACUUCUAACUUGCCCCUCACAGUCUGAGUCACUUGUCAAACGAAGCCUUUUCGUGACUCCCUUACACAGAACUAACCUCUCUGGCCACUGGGAUAGUGCUUUGUGUACCCCUCUGCCAUAGCCUGCCACUGUGCCCGCGGCACGCCGCAUGCAGCAGGAUGCGUGUGUCAGACGCACUUUUCUUUAUCGCAGAGACAGCUUCUAUGUAGGAAAAGGGGGAGGGGCUCACUGUGUGAUCUGGCAGGAUCCCUUCUUCUGGCUGCCAGUUUCCUCCCCUGUGGUCGGAAGGAUGAUCCACUCAUACUCUACGCCGCUCCUCCCACACCACUGUAGGGCUUUCUGCACUUCAAGCGGGAGCAGAAGACCCUACUGUAUUACAUUGUGGAAUGACUUCGGUGCUCACAUUGUCUAGGCAAAGAAGCAGAGGAUUGGGCAUUUUUUUUUCUAGACUCUGUUAAUACUCUGUUCCUCAGAAGGGCAUCGGUUCAUGUAGUUUUCUGCCAUGUUAUAGUAUAUGAGCAGGUCUCUGACUCGUAAACCCAGAGCUUUCUGGAGUGUUUUCAAGUGAGUAAUUCGCUCGGUCAACACUUGCUGCACUUGUCUUGCUGGGUGCUGGGAGUGCAGAGAUGAGCCAGAGCCAGUCCCCACCUUGAGGACCUCAAUGGGCAAGGUGAAGGGAUGAUCUGACCCCAAACGUAAGAGGCAGCACAGGGGAGUGGAAAGAGCUUGUGUUCUAGACUAAGGCUCAGAUCUAGCCCGGUAGGUGGCCACUGGGUAACCAGGGGCGGGUUCUUUGCCUCUUAUUCGGAGCUUAGAUCCAGAGUGCAUAAGUACGUGGUCUGCAGAAUAUACCCAACAGAUGGCAGCCUGCACAGAAUUCUGAUUUUUACCGUGAGCCCUGCCGGCUGCUCGUCUCCCACCCCCAGCCGUGAAUGCCCAUUUCUGCUCUGCUGGGUUUUAGAGGUGGUCAUUACUGCUUCGUCCAGAGCUUGAUCGAGUUCUCUCUCGGCCUGUCAGUUCAGUGGGUGUUGCUCCUUCUUCAUCCUCCCACCUGCUGAAGCCAACUUUCCACAUGACUGGAAAGAAAAGGUUUCAUUUUAGCCAUCGCUGACAGAUGUCUUUAUAAUUGUUCCUCACCUCCCAGCCUUCUCUAAGGAGACACUUCUACUGGGCACCUACCGGUAUGUGUGCAGAACCUUGACCUCAGUCUCAUCCGCCCUCACUGCCGCUCUGAGGGUGGGCAUGGUUUAACCCCAUCCUGCACAUUGGGGAGACAGGCAUGGAGGGGUGAAGCUGCAAGUCUAUUACACACCAGCUGGAGCAAACCAGCUUAGAACUGGAUUGGAGGGCUUCCGAGCCUGUGCAUCUUUUGAGGACUCACACAGGCUUCUGGAGCUGGAAGUACCAGGGAUUCUUGUGACUUAACAUACUCAUAUCUUCAGGGUUUAUGGACAGGCCUUGAGCUAUUUGCCCAUGAAAUACAUUGCCUCUGAGUUAUGUGCCUUGAGGUUCUGUGCCAGGUUUUCACUGUUGUCUGUUCUUUUCACAAACCGGUUAUCAGUGCAGCUUCUACUCAGGUAAGUUUGACCGAACACCCACAAUACGCAAGAGCUAUGCUGGGAAUCCACCUUCCACAAAUGCAUACCUCCGUGAUCUCGUCUGAUGACCCCAGAGAAGGGCUGAUCAUUCCCAUUUUGCAGAUGGGAAAACUAAGGCUCAGAAUGGGAGCUUCUCUUGUAUUUUUACCCGGACUCAGUGGUUCUGAGGCUUUUUCUCCCAGGAGGUUUGUGUGCUGGUUGGUAAGAGAUUCCUGAUACCUGUUCUGGGCCAUGACCACUUUUCUGAUGACCCUUCCCAUUGCACGGAUUCCUUCCCCCAGGACGCAGGUCCCCUCCACAGUAUUUCUCUUGAGGGAUGGCCUUCACCGCUUUUCCCCAAGCGUGUUCAGUCUGGGCUGCAGAAUCUUCCCAGCGUGGGCCCCCAGUCUGCAGGCAGUCCUUCUCAGGAACACAGAUCAGCAUGGAUGUCACAGCUGUCUGGCCUUGUGACUAGUUUCACAGGAUGUCAGUAGGUUUUU
This is a messenger RNA of Artibeus jamaicensis (Jamaican fruit-eating bat), 5332 nucleotides long. It is a transcript of the gene ANKS6, whose product is annotated as ankyrin repeat and sterile alpha motif domain containing 6. Gene Ontology annotation, biological process: innate immune response. Gene Ontology annotation, cellular component: cytoplasm. The coding region runs from base 57 to 2666 and encodes 869 amino acids. The transcript is spliced from 15 exons. Gene Ontology annotation, molecular function: protein binding. The record is from RefSeq and is a predicted model, not a curated record. NCBI's taxonomy places the organism in Eukaryota, Metazoa, Chordata, Mammalia, Chiroptera, Phyllostomidae.